Molecule: messenger RNA, 1920 nt
Organism: Penicillium soppii
Lineage: Eukaryota; Fungi; Ascomycota; Eurotiomycetes; Eurotiales; Aspergillaceae
Product: putative serine/threonine protein kinase
Exons: 1
Coding region: 1-1920 (639 amino acids)
Biological process (GO): mitotic cell cycle; regulation of cytokinesis; protein phosphorylation
Cellular component (GO): cytoplasm; nucleus; centrosome
Molecular function (GO): ATP binding; protein kinase activity
Source: RefSeq, a predicted model, not a curated record
AUGUCGACCAUGGAAUGCUUAAAGAACAACUUCGUCAAGGGCCAGCUGUUGGAUGGCCGAUUCCGAACUCUGGCCCCUCUCAACCACGGGUCCUUCGGAAUGGUUUUCCUUGCAAUGGACAACACUACUGGUCAAGAGGUGGCUAUCAAGUGUCUUCUCAAGGGCUCCUUAACUUCCCAAGAUCGUUUCGAAGAACUUGAGUGCCACCGACGGUUUGGCUUCCACCCGAACUUGGUCAAUCUCAUUCACACUUUUGACACCGAGAACCAUACCUAUCUCGUUCUGGAGUACUGUGCCAAUGGUGACCUCUAUGAAGCUAUUCGUCAUAACCGUGGUCCUCUGGAGACAGAACACGUUCGCGAAUCCAUGCUACAGCUGAUAAGCGCUGUUGACUUCAUGCAUGCCAACGGCUUGUAUCACCGUGACAUCAAGCCGGAGAAUAUUUUCCUCACACAGGAUGGUUCCAUGAAGCUUGGCGACUUUGGCCUCGCUACCCAGGACUCCUGGUGCCACGAGGCUUGUGUUGGCAGUGAUCGCUACAUGGCUCCCGAGCAGUACGAUCCCUCUACGAUUGGAUACUCUCCUGCCAAAGCUGAUAUCUGGUCCGUGGGUAUCUGCUUGUUGAACAUUCUAUUUGCUCGUAACCCAUUCACCACCCCAACCGAGUCCGAUAAGAUUUUUGCGGACUAUGUGCGUGAUCGCCAAUCGCUUUUCGAUAUCUUCCCCAACAUGUCUCAGGACACUUACGAGAUCCUGACACAUGCUUUGGCCAUUGAUCCCUCCAAGCGCUCUUUGUUGAACGUCCGCGAUGCUAUCCUUCGUACCAUUUCCUUCACCACCGAUGACGAGUCCCUUGACGAGUUCUGCACUGAAGAUCGGGAAGUGAUCGCCGCUAGCGCCAAUCGCGAGCCUCUCCGCACCCCGUCGCUGCAGAGCCCCCACGUAAACCAGGGAGAUUCCUUCCCCUGGGCCAAGGCUCUUCAGUCAAGCCCCCCUCAGGCCAUUCGCCAGCUAUCUGUCAUUCCGGAUAACGAGAGCUACACCGAGGAUCUCUUCCCGGCUUCCGAAGCUGCAGGAUCCUCUUGGUACUCUACCCACAUGGAUACCCCGUCGAUGGCUUCUGUUAUGGACUCACAUCUCAGCGCAUCAUUGCUGACGCUCAACCUGCGUAAGCGCCAUGUGCCAACUCUUCCUCGCUCAGACCCAGUGGCCAUUACUGGAUCUCUUCCCUCACAUGCUACAAAGCCCCUGCCCUCGCUCUCGUCAGUCUUUGGCAACAACCAAGGUGCGGAUAAGAUUUCCAAGAGCUGGUGCGAUAUGUGGGACGAAGAGGAGUCCGAGAACGAGGAUCUUGCGAUGGCCCAACGUCGGGAGCAGAACUCUCGCAGCUGGAGCCACGAGAGCCAGGGAGCCGCACUCCCAGGAUUGCGCGAGCCGGACUCCGCUUCCCUCAAGCAGCGCUCUCAGGCACCAGAUAAGGGCCUGAAGAUGGAUCACUUUGAAAUCCACCACAUGUCCAUGGAUGAAGACAGUGACUCGAGUGCUUCCAGCACUCCGCGUCCACCGUGCAACUCCUCACCCGAGCCAUCUAGCGCCGAUAAAUGGUCUAUGCUUGGUGAUGUCCGCCGCAACUACAAGCCCGAGGAUGAGACUCGCAAGUACAAGUCUCGCAAAUCUCGCGAAGUUUUCAGCCCCAAGACCGUCGCUGCCAACACUCGACGCCACGAUUGGGGACGAGGUACUUCCGGAUAUCACCAGAACAAAUCUAAGCCUGCAUCGCCCCCAGACGCUCGUCGACGCCACGUACUAGAACAGCAAGACUGGCGCAGCCAUGUUCCUAAGCGCUUCACUCCUACUUACGAUGGAAGCGUAGACGAUGAUCUUGAUCUCGUCGGCGGAUGGCAUGAGACUCACUUCUAG